GAUAGGCUCCGCCCACUGUGACCACGCCCCCGCGCGCCCCCGGUAGGCCCCGCAGGCGCGGCGCGGCCCGGCCCGGCCCGGCCAUGCUGGCCAAGAGGAAGCCGGUGCUGCCGGCCCUCAACAUCGCCCCCAGCGCCGCCGAGGGGCCGAGCCCCGACGGCUCCGCAGAGGCAAACCUAGUGGACCUUCAGAAGAAGCUCGAGGAAUUGGAGCUGGACGAGCAGCAGAAGAAGCGCCUGGAAGCUUUCCUCACGCAGAAAGCCAAAGUGGGCGAGCUGAAGGACGAUGACUUUGAGAGAAUCUCUGAACUGGGGGCUGGCAAUGGCGGUGUGGUCACCAAAGUGCAGCACAAACCUUCAGGGCUCAUUAUGGCACGGAAGCUGAUUCAUUUAGAAAUCAAACCAGCCAUCAGGAACCAGAUCAUCCGAGAGCUGCAGGUGCUGCAUGAGUGCAAUUCCCCCUACAUCGUGGGUUUCUAUGGAGCCUUCUACAGCGACGGAGAGAUCUCCAUCUGCAUGGAGCACAUGGAUGGUGGCUCUUUGGAUCAAGUGUUGAAAGAAGCCAAAAGAAUUCCUGAGGAGAUCUUGGGGAAAGUCAGUAUAGCGGUUCUAAGAGGCUUGGCAUAUCUCAGAGAGAAGCACCAAAUCAUGCACAGAGAUGUGAAGCCUUCCAACAUCCUGGUUAACUCUCGAGGAGAGAUCAAGCUGUGUGAUUUUGGGGUCAGCGGUCAGCUCAUUGACUCCAUGGCAAACUCUUUUGUGGGAACUCGGUCCUACAUGUCUCCCGAGCGGUUGCAGGGCACCCACUACUCCGUCCAGUCCGACAUCUGGAGCAUGGGGCUGUCCUUAGUGGAGCUGUCUAUCGGAAGGUACCCAAUCCCCCCGCCAGACUCCAAGGAACUGGAAGCAAUAUUUGGCCGUCCCGUGGUGGACGGGGCAGAGGGAGACUCUCACAGCAUCUCGCCGCGGGCCAGGCCCCCAGGACGCCCCGUCAGUGGCCAUGGGAUGGACAGCCGGCCUGCCAUGGCCAUCUUUGAACUGCUGGAUUAUAUAGUUAAUGAGCCACCUCCCAAGCUGCCCAAUGGAGUUUUCACACAAGACUUCCAGGAGUUUGUAAAUAAAUGCUUAAUUAAAAACCCAGCAGAGCGGGCAGAUCUGAAGAUGCUGAUGAGUCACACCUUCGUCAAGCGCUCCGAGGUGGAGGAGGUGGAUUUCGCAGGCUGGCUGUGCCGAACGCUGCGGCUGAACCAGCCCAGCACUCCCACCCGUGCCGCCGUGUGAGGGGCAGCACAUCAGCCUCCGCCGCCGUUUCCUCUCCUCCCGCAGGCCACACAAGCGCCCUCCCUCCUUCCUCCUCCUCCUCCUCCUCCUCGCAUCCAAGCGGCAAAGCACCAUCGUCCCCUCGGAAGCAUCUCUCGGCCGCCCCGCAGCCGGAGCGGGGUUGGUUCCUAUGGAUGGUGGUUUGGGGCAGGGAGGGGGGGGUUCCAGGCCUGUGCUCCAGCUCCGGAGCUCCUGCCACAUGGGCAAUGCGGUGCUGCUUCUGUUCAUUUUGGUUUGUUUUGGUUUUGAAACAUGGUCCCUUGGGUUCAAAAAAGAAAAGAAUGGGAUGUGUGUGCACACGAGCGUGUGUGUGAGACAGGGCCGGACCUCCACGUCCUCCUGGUAGGGCUCCGACGGGGAGUAAUGAGUGGAGGGGCUGGAGAAACCCUGCCUUGGGUGGCUGGGAAUGGUGUUGCUUUCCCAUCCCUUUCCAAGUGCUGGGGUAGGGGUUAGUGGUUGAGCAGGAGCGGAGCCGUGAGCUCCCUCCUGGCUCUGCUGCGGGUGGAGGAGAGGAGAGAGUUGUGUGUUCUUGUUCAGGGGUUGUGUUAAACCUGU
Molecule: messenger RNA, 1874 nt
Organism: Pezoporus flaviventris
Lineage: Eukaryota; Metazoa; Chordata; Aves; Psittaciformes; Psittacidae
Gene: MAP2K2
Product: mitogen-activated protein kinase kinase 2
Exons: 11
Coding region: 84-1280 (398 amino acids)
Biological process (GO): protein phosphorylation
Molecular function (GO): ATP binding; protein kinase activity
Source: RefSeq, a predicted model, not a curated record